GAGCAAGUCAUUCAUGUUCUGCGGCCUGUACGCUGCGCUCGUGUUCGCCGGCCAGCACUUCAUGAGGGAAAGACCAAAGCUGAACCUGCGGCGCCCGUUAGUGCUGUGGUCGCUCAGCCUGGCCGUGUUCAGCAUCAUAGGAGCUUUCAGGACCGGUCUCUACAUGAUGCACAUCCUCACGACCAGCGGCUUCAGACAGUCGGUGUGUGACAUCAGCUUCUACAGCGCCCCCGUCUCCAGAUUCUGGGCCUAUGCCUUCGUCCUGAGCAAAGCCCCCGAGCUGGGCGACACUGUGUUCAUCGUCCUGCGGAAGCAGCGCCUCAUCUUCCUGCACUGGUACCACCACAUCACCGUGCUGCUCUACUCCUGGUACUCCUACAAGGACCAGGUGGCCGGCGGCGGCUGGUUCAUGACCAUGAACUACGUGGUCCACGCUUUCAUGUACACUUACUACGCGGCGCGGGCAGGCGGCAUGCGGGUUCCCCGUCCCUUCGCCAUGCUCAUCACGGCCACCCAGAUCCUGCAGAUGGUAAUGGGGCUGACGGUGCUGGGCCUGGUUUACUACUGGAUGCAUGAGGUGCGCUGUCCGUCCAACCUGGACAACAUCACGUGGGGCUCCAUCAUGUACCUCAGCUACUUGAUCCUGUUCGCCUUGUUCUUCUACAACACCUACCUCAGAGGCUCCUCCAGCGGCAAAGGGUCCAAGGCAGAGUAGAGAUUUUGCACCGCGCUCGACCGUCCUGUCAAAGUGUGCCAUCAGCAGAAAUGACCGACAGUGCGGGGCCAUGAAUGUGUGAGUCACAGCUGGUGAACCGGCUGCUACGUCCUCCUCUUGUUGCGUCAUCAUCAUCAACUGACUUUUAAUAUUCGUCUGUCCCUCAAAACACUGACACAUCAUCCACUGACAGCAGGAGAGAGGAGGCUGGUUCUGACACAGUUUAAUAUGAUCUGAUGAUUAGUUGGUGUUACACAGUGAUUAUAGAAACACGAGGGAGCUCCAUGUUUGUUUGACUAGUUCUCACUUCAGUGGCAACUUACACUCUUAACCAGUAUCUAAUCCUAUGAAGGCCAAGUAUUUGUCUGAGGUGAUGAACAAAAGUUUUUAUGUUGUAAUGAAAAGGUUGAAAAGCUCUAAACUAGAACAGAAUAUUGUAAAAGGUUAAAGGAUUUGUUCCAGAUUUUGGAAAAUACACUUGUUCGCACUCUUUCUCAGCCUGAAGGUAGUUAGCUGAGCAUAAAGACUGCAAGCAGGGGGAAACUGCUAGCCUGGCUUUGCACAAAGCAAAAACAGUCAAACUGACUAAUUUGAAUAUCACAUCUCUUUAGCUUAAUGUGUGCAUGAAAAAAUAAUCAUUUUAUUCUGUCACGUACAAGAACUGACAUUUUUCAAUUCGCCUUUUAUAAUUAUUUGUGCAUAAAAACCAAGAUGCAGCUUAUUUAUUUGUGAGUAUCUGAGAUGUUGAGUUCUAUUUAUCUCUUUGCCAACAGUGUCCCUCUAAAAACAGUCUUUGUAUUAAGCUAGGUUGACGUCAAUCUUCUCGUCCAACGCUGAGACAGAGGAACAAAUAUGUUUAUUUGCCUGAAAUGUCGAACUUCUCCUUUAAAACCAUGUGUUUUAGCCUUUAGCACAACUGUAACCUGCAGGAUCGUAACUAUGAAAAGGGAAUGAAGACUUUGUGCACUGAAUGUCAGAGGGGAGGUUAGCACAUGCAUGCACACACACACACAC
Molecule: messenger RNA, 1729 nt
Organism: Paralichthys olivaceus (Japanese flounder)
Lineage: Eukaryota; Metazoa; Chordata; Actinopteri; Pleuronectiformes; Paralichthyidae
Source: RefSeq, a predicted model, not a curated record